Molecule: messenger RNA, 2764 nt
Organism: Epinephelus moara (kelp grouper)
Lineage: Eukaryota; Metazoa; Chordata; Actinopteri; Perciformes; Serranidae
Gene: gata1b
Product: GATA binding protein 1b
Exons: 5
Coding region: 1900-2742 (280 amino acids)
Biological process (GO): positive regulation of transcription by RNA polymerase II; cell fate commitment; negative regulation of transcription by RNA polymerase II
Molecular function (GO): DNA-binding transcription factor activity, RNA polymerase II-specific; RNA polymerase II cis-regulatory region sequence-specific DNA binding; zinc ion binding
Source: RefSeq, a predicted model, not a curated record
UGCUCACCUUCUUCAUUGGGGCAGGGAGGGGUAAAGUUAUGGGCAGACAGGGCUGCUGCUUCUGACUCAUCUGUGGUUGAGUCUGGUAAAAGGGGCGGGGACAACUGGUUUAAUAUGAACAGCUUGCUAAACAUUUAGCUGCACUGAUUAAAUGUAGAUUAAAAAGGAGUGAAGUGUAGGCUAACACUAGUCUGUAGCUAACGUUAGCUUAUUUCACUAUGGACAUUAAGCUAAUCUCUACCACUCACAGACAAUAGGCUACCCACCUUUCUUGGAGAAAAACUGGCUCACAUAUUGACACCCUUUCUUUUGCCUCUCCUCUCUCUCCUUUCUCUCUUUCCUUUUGUGAAAACCGGAUUUUCUUUUAGUGCUAACCUAGCUAGCAUGAUGAUGACCAUAGCGUCCUAGCGCAGCUGCUGACUGCUACUAGGCACCGUCACCUUCAGUGUGCUAAGGCAGGACCAAACCAUUUCAUGCAGAUACGGGGGUGGUCAGUCAAUAUGCAUGUUUCCUUUUGGGUCAUUGGGGAUAUUAAACUUUUACUGCCAAACACAAGUAAAAACAAAGAGAUCAUUAAUUUUACUAUAUUUGAAAAAAAUAUUCUUAUAUUCUUAAUGAUGAUGGUUUAAUAAUUUUAUAUUAAUUUUUACCUAUUUGGAAUUGUCCUAACUAUUCUCCCCUAUACAGGCGCCACUGUGUUAGAUGAUCGCUGCCACUCUGCACUGUGCUCGUAUGGCGGUUUCUGCUGAUAUCAGGACGGCGUCGUUGUGGCAGUGUAGUGUCCACUCUCCAGCUCCAUCCUGGUUAACACCGUUAGCUCCGUCAGCACUGUUUAAUGAGUUAGCACUGUUAGCUGUUAGCCACAGGCUCAGACGCCUCCAUGUUGAGAGCUGUGUGCAGACACCAGGUGGAUCUACAGACUUCAUUAAUACUUCACUGCUGAGGAGUUUAACCUUUAACAAAGCAAACAAAUCAUAUAAAAUGUUUUACAUGUCAGUGUUUAAGUACAAAUAAUGUUAACUGUUAAAUAAAUGUAACACAGUAGAAGGUACCAUACCUGCCCCUGAGAUGUAAAGGAGAAGUAUAAAGUGGCACAAAAUGGAAAUACUCAAGUACAGUACCUCAUAAUGAAGUAUGAGUGUACUUAGUUACUUUCCUCCUCUCUCUGCUUCACACAUCAGGUCUGUGAGCAUCAAUAAAAUAAAUAAAAACCUCUCUUAAUCAAAUACUGAACUGAAAAAAGAAAAAAUUCAGUUCAUGUAGUUCCCUCCCACACUUCCUGUUUCUCCUCCGUCAGCUCGCAGCAUCAGUCAGACGAGGAGUAAACUGUCUUCAGCUUCAUUUAUUAUCAGCCUGUCUCUUUAUUCUGAGCUCCUGCAGACCUGAGGAGACGAACACAGGUGGGUUGCUUUAAUAUUUAUAUAAAUUAGACUUAAAGGACAGAGGAGAUUUAUGGAUUCAUCAUUUAGUUUUAUUUCAUCUCUCUAUUUUACCUUGUUUUAUCUUUUUAUUUGAUCAUUUUUAUUCUAUCUUUUGUCUCUGUUUAAUAUUUUUAUCUUUUUGUUUUAUCUUUAUCUCCUUUUAUCCUUUUUAUCUUUCUCAUCUUUUUGUUUUUAUCUGUUGAUUAUUUUUAUUUAAUCUUUUUCUCUUUGUGCUCUUUUUAUUUUUAUUUCUUUAUUUUAUUUUUAUUUUUUUAAUUUUGUUUGUGUUUUAUCUUUUUGUUUUAUCUUUUUGUUUUGUCUUCUUCUUUUAUCCUCUUUCUUUAACUAAUAAUUCUAAUUAAUACAUCUUUCUGGUGAUGCAGUAGAGUUCCUGUGAUGUGAUCAGAAGGAGCUCUCACUCUGUCUCACAUUUUUCUUUCCGUUCUUUGUCUUUCCGUUUCCUCUCUGACACGCAGAGAUGACGUCGGAUUAUUUGCAGCUAUCUGAUUGGUCCUCUGCUGUCAUAACGAUGCCAUACAAAACAUUGAUGUUCGACACAAAGGUUGGCUCCGCCCCUUCACACACCUACCUCGAAUCACCAAACACAUCCCAUGAGCCAGAGCUUUACCACGUCAUCAAUUCCUCCCUCUGGUUGGACGACUCCAGCUGUCAAUCACUCAGUUCUGCUUAUGUCCCGCCUCUUCCUUCCUCCUCCUUAUAUGGUAAUCCAUCUGUAACCCCACCCCCCACCUGCCUCCUCUCAACACCUGGAUGGAACGGUUACUACAGCAACCUUUACCCCUCCCCCUCCUCCUCCUCUAGUGACUGGCCGUUAUCUGGCAGUCUGUCAUGGAGGCAGGGCAGUGCCCCAGAGCAGCGUGAGUGUGUGAGCUGUGGGACGAGAAGCGCUGCCCUGUGGAGGAGAGACGCUACAGGUCAUCACCUGUGUGACACCUGCUGCCUCCAACAGGAAACCAGCAACAGACCGCUGCUGCGACCCAAGAGGAGAGCUGUUGUGACUCAGAGGAAAGGAACUCAGUGUGUCAACUGUGCAACUGGAACGACGACGCUGUGGAGACGAAACUCUGCAGGAGAACCCGUCUGCAACGCCUGUGGCCUCUACUACAAACUACACCAGGUCAACCGGCCGCUGGCGAUGAAGAAAGAUGGAAUCCAAACCAGAAACCGUAAAGUGACCAAUAAGAACAAGAGGAGCAGGAAAUCUGACCAAUCAGAGAUGAAGUUGUCCCGACUGACCCCGCCCACUGAGGAGGCCAUGGCUGUAUUUGACACCGCUUACUGUACGACUAGCACGUACUGAUGUGGCCAACACGUAGGCUGGU